AUGACUGCAUCAAAGCUUCCAGAAAUAAUAAUAGCAGCCUGCCUCACUAAACCUUUGAUAGCUAAGAUUUUUAGAAUUAUGGUUUUUCCAUGUUGUCGUAAUGAAAUUCAAGCGCCUAAAAAGUUUCAUUAUAUACGAUUGAUUACUGCCUUAUCUCUUAUUAUGUUAUGGAGCUUAUACGUUGCCUUUUUGUUAAACCAAAUUAUAACCGAUAAACCAGUGAUUCAAGUAUCUUAUGUAUAUGAAGAAAGAGUAGAAGCGCCAGAUAUUGAAUUAUGCGCGCCCACGAAGCUAAAAACAUAUUGCAAUCUAUACCCUGAUGAUGAUAUUGAAGACUUUGUCGUCGAUUGCAAAGAACAUAAUAAGUUUACAUUAGAAGAAAAAGAAAAUGAAAACCUUUCCUGUUAUCUUAUAUCAGGCAAUCAUAAUAUUUGGUUUGGAAAUUUAACCAAUACGGUUUCUAAAAUUGUAAUAGCUUACGACUUUUUAAAUGUGAUCCCUAAUGAAAAUAAAACGAAUAUAGAUAUUCCAGUAGUCGAAUUACGAUUUAUUGACCCAAAUUACAAUCCACUCUGGUCAAAGGCCGAAAUACGUACUAAAUAUGUGGGUAUUAUUAUGGAUAACGACAUAUCGGUUGAGAAUGAUAUAAGAAUUGGUGGAAAUACUCUUAUCGCACUUGCAAAUAAUACAGCACGAUUUACAUUUAGAAAACAGACAUACGAAUCGAUUCCAGAAGGUGAUAGUAAAAGUUAUAUUGGCUUAAUGGCAAACUACGAUGAACACGUAUCGUAUAAGUUUGAUAAAGAUAAUAUACCAUUUUCUUAUUAUGAAACAACAAUCACGGGUAUAAUUACCAUCGAAGUUCAGACUUUCGUGAAUGAGAUCCAAACCGAAACUAGAACGCGUACGAUCUUUAAUUCUUUUGGACUGGCAGUGGGCACAAUUGGAUUUAUUACCGGAAUUUAUUAUUACCUCUUUGGUGAUAAGAAAAUCAGACCAUGGGGCUUGAUACAUCGAAAAUUUAUUUCACAAUUAAAAUACAAAGAUGUAGAGUCUAAUUUGCCUUUAAAAACGAAUCUUUCAACGGAUGAACAAAUCGCUAUUCUUGCAACGCGCACUAGAGAUUUAGAAAGAUUGGUUGAAAAUGUUGUAAACACGCGGACAUUAAACGAGUUAAAAAUCACCCCAUCAACGGAAGAUAGUUUGUCAACUUAA
Ambispora leptoticha is the source of this 1215-nucleotide messenger RNA. The record is from the annotation of a GenBank genome assembly. NCBI's taxonomy places the organism in Eukaryota, Fungi, Glomeromycota, Glomeromycetes, Archaeosporales, Ambisporaceae.